AUGAAGGCGAGAUUUCGAGUUCCAGGUGUAUGCGUAAGUGAGGAAGAAGAAGAAGAAGAAGAAGAAGAAGAUGAUGAUGAUGAUGAUGAUGAUGAUGAUGAUGAGGAGGAGGAGGAGGAGGAGGAGAGGUCGAGCACCGGAACAUUUUGUUUUUUGUCCUGGGCUUUCGAACUCGUGCAGCAGUCUAUCCUCAGAGGUAGCAGCAGCAACAGAACGAGCGACAGUUAUAGGGCGCGUAGGCCAAUCAUCGACCGACGGCGCAAGACUGGAGGUGACUGAGCAGGGCUCUGUAUGCCGGCGCCAGAUCGAUACAUCGAUGAACCGAGUUCUCAUCCGAGGCCCAGACUUCAAUCAACUCUCGGCCUGUUUUGUUUCCGACGCGGGCGACCACUUUGGUGGCUGCGAUGUUAAACUCGUGACCCAUAUCGUAGGUGCGGGCUGCCACUGUGAUGAUGCGUCGCCUCUUUGCACACCCAGACUAUGUUCGUGUGUACACUAUACGAGCAUGCGCCCAGUCUGGCCUGUGUAAUUACAAGGGCAGUUUUGGCACGGGAUGCGAUACACUACUCCAGAUUUCUCCACAGGCUUUAACCGGUCUUUAGUUUUCAUGACCCUACUGCGUAUGAUGGCUUUGGGGCGGAGUGCAAUUCCAACACCUAGCUCCACAGAAAUGUGCUCUGUCGCUUCUGAAACGCCCUUGAUGUAUGGCAGAGAAUGCCAUAUCGUUGGUGGUGUUGAUGUUUGAGUCCUCUGUGGGCGACCGCUUAGGCAGCGACUUAUGAAUGCCCUCGGUUAGCCAUUUCGCACAAAGUGGUCGCGGAGAUAACGGGCCUCAUGUGCUCUAUCCUCCGGUUUGCUGCAAUGAGGUUUGGGUCCGUUUGAAGAGCGUCUUCACAUAGCUUCGUUUGUGAGUCGCCAAAUGGUUGCUGUGAAAACUGAGAAGCUGUGUGGUGUUCGUUGCCUUCCUGUAAACCGUCGUUUCAAGUUCACCGUUAAGGUUUCGUCUGACAAGUACGUCCAGGAAGGGCAACUGCUGUUCCUGUUCUUUUUCCCUCGUGAAUUUUAUAUCAGGUAAGACUGCGUUGAGCAGGCUGUGGAAAUGGUGCAGCAUGUCCUUCUUUACGGUGACCAACGUGUGAUCUACGCAACGGAGUCAAAAUACCGGCUCAUAUUGGAUGAAAACAAACUUUUCUAACUCUUGUAGGACCAGUUCUGCCAAGUUCUCAUAGAAAAAAGGGGUGGUCGACUCAGACCCCACCAGCAUGGAAGUGUCACAGAGGCCACAUCGAGGAGUCACCGAGUCUGACUCUCAGUUCACCAGUCAGUCACUCCACACACGCGUUUGCGCCUGCUAUUGGCGUGGCCGAGGAGGGCCUUCACUUGCUCAGCCUACGCUAA
Molecule: messenger RNA, 1398 nt
Organism: Spirometra erinaceieuropaei
Lineage: Eukaryota; Metazoa; Platyhelminthes; Cestoda; Diphyllobothriidea; Diphyllobothriidae
Source: the annotation of a GenBank genome assembly